AUGGUGAAGAAAGAGAAGAAGGCAAAGGGAAAGAAAUUGAAAAUGGAGAAGAAGUUGAAGUCAGGAAAGGGUGGAAAAAGUGACAAAGAAAAUGGGCGCAGUAAGAAGCCUAGUGGUGAGACAAUACGGUUGUACGUGGCCGUGUGUGGUGAUCCUCAAGCCGUCGAUUUAUUCAUGAAGAAGGCAAACAAGUAUCAGGUGAUACUUGACGCUAAUCCGGGCAAUGAUUCGAAUGGUAAAGUGGUUAUCAAAGGAGCUGACUUCUUUUUGUGUGUCUACGACGUUUGUGAUCGCAGGACAGUGGGGUUCCUUAAGAAAAAGGUCAUUCCAGAGGUCAAAGCAAUGAACAAGAAGAUGGCAAUUGCUGGAUUGGGUUUGGAAUGUAGGGGCAGUGGAGGAAAAGGUGAGACUGAGAUAGGCACGGCUGCACAAUUGGCCAGUUUUUAUGGAUGCAAGGGCACUGAACUCAUCUGCUGUGAUGGGCAUCAAAUGGCAGCAGGCACAUUCUCACUUUACACAGCUACGUGUCCGGAGAAAUUUAAGGAGAUUAGGCAAUUAAUUGUAGACCGAACCGAGGAAGACAGUAAGGAGGAGACGUCAAAGCAGGAGAAGACGAAGAAGAACGGUGAAUUGAAUGCUGCGGUAAAUAAGUAUCAGGUGCAGAUUUACGCUGAUCCUGGAAAUGAUCGGAAUGGUAAAUUAUUUGGCAUAGAAGCCGAUCUUAUCCUCUGUGUCUAUGAUAUUUGCGACCGCGAGACAGUCGAGUUCCUCAGAUACAGGGCACUCAAAGAGUUGAACAAGACGAUGGCGAUUGCUGGAUUGGGAUUGGAAUGUCGAGGCGGUGGUAGAUGCGGCGACACUGGGAUAGGAACAGCUGCUCAACUGGCUAGGUUCUACGGAUGUAGAGGCACUGAGCUUAUCAGCUGUGACGGACAACAAAUGGCAGCUGGCAUAUUCUCACUUUAUGCGGCUGCGUGUCCGGAGAGGUUCAAGGAAGUUAAUGAAGUCCCAGAUGAGGAAGAAAAGGAGCACUGGAGGAAGAAGAUUAUUAACCGAUUCUUCUUCUCCCUCUUUUUUGACUUCCAGGGACCUAGUAGUCCCCAGGACUUAGGAACAGGAUCUCUUUACUCCACAGUCUUUGUCUCUGCUUCCCUCGAAUGCAAAUAUGGGAAAAGUGUGAGCCUAAGUACUCAUCCCAAUAUUGCCAAUCCCUUCUGA
Messenger RNA from Echinococcus granulosus, 1218 nucleotides. RefSeq lists its product as hypothetical. The transcript is spliced from 8 exons. The record is from RefSeq and is a predicted model, not a curated record. Lineage: Eukaryota; Metazoa; Platyhelminthes; Cestoda; Cyclophyllidea; Taeniidae. Bases 1 to 1218 code for a protein of 405 amino acids.